UUUUCAUUUUUUCGUUUCAAAAAAACACGCACAAAAUGCCGCAACUUUCGCGCGGCAUGGCCGGCCGUCGCACCGGCGUUCCCGAGAAGCAGAACGUUCGCAAGAACGCGGAUGGACUCGAGGACGUUGGCGACUUUUUCGAUUCCGACAGCGACGGGGACGACUUUGGCGGCGACCGUCACGGACGAACGCCUGGCUCUGUGCAUCGCCGUCGCAUGUCAGUGGCGCCGGCAUCCACAGCGGCAGGUGCAGCGACGCCCAAGCCCAACCAGAGCAAGAGCGCAAUGGCCGUUGCAGCGCCGCGAUCGACGGCAAAAACUCCCAAGACUGCAUCCAAGACGUCGUCUCAGACUGAAACAAAGAACGCACCAGCACAUGCAGACGCCAUUCGACGCCGACUCGACUUUUCGGGCGAUGAGGACGUCGAGCCUCCAAAGACACCAAAGACACCUGCGGCAGCAAAUAAGGGAGCAUCGCGUAUGCCUGUCGCUCCUGCCUCUCCUGCCAAUAAGUUAGCCUCGCCGGCAAAGCAGGUGGUCGCUACAAAGCCAGCAGCUCCCGCCAGUGUUUUGUCACCCACACGACCGGCUCAGCGACCCUUGAUGACCAGCAGCACCACCAAUGAUGCUGAUAACGACGACGAUGAUGAUGAUGAUUAUGGUAGAGAAACCAACUACAAACCAAAGUCUGCUCGUGCGUUGGGGUUUGGCACGGCCGACGAGACGCCUUCACCAGAUGCCGGAGAUGACGACAAUUAUGGCGGAUUUGGCACCUUUUCGCUUGGAGGCAAGCAGGCCAAAGCCAAAUCCUCGGCUCCGACCAAAGCGCUCCAGACAGGCAAGCCGCAGCCUCCUGCUGCAUCCGUGACGCUGGCAAAGCCGCCAGCCAAAAAGCCCGCCAAACAAGACCAGGCUCUCGUCGACAUGUCGAGUGACUCGGAGAUGGAUCCCGCUUCUGCAGCACCGUCCAAGCUCACAGGAAGACGGACGCUUCCAGUCUCGGCGCGAUCUGGCAAGGAAACAGCCGACUCUGCUUCUUCCCCAGCAACCUCGCCACCACCCGCAAAAUCUAAAACCAACGCAAAAGCUGUUGGCAAGUCCCAAGCAGCUGCUUCUGCAAAGGAGACCGCCAAGCCGAGUGGGAAAUCCUCGUCCAAGGUCACCAAAAAAGCGGAGGAUGAUUUGCCUCCAGCAUCCAACAUGGCUCGAAAGGGCAAAGCCGCUGCGACAGCACCGAUGGACGUGGAUGACGACGGAGACUUUGUCGAAGAGAGCGCAGCCGCUUCUCGCAAGCCCGCUGCUGCAACCAGCGGCAAAGGCAAAAAGCAGCCACCGGCCUCGAAAUCGGCUGAACCAUCUGCUGUCGCAAAGCCACAAAAGCGUGCCGCGCCCUCUGAGCCAGAACGACCCGUCAAGCGGAGCCGCCAGAUAGAAGAAGAGAGCAGUGCAGAGUCUCAUGACGAAGGUCGAAAGAGUGGCCGAGUUCGAGCUCAGCCCGCAGAGUGGUGGAAGAGUGGUUCAGGUGCUGCAGUCAAAGAAAUCCAGCGCAACGAGAGCCCAGCCAAAGCUGCACCCAGCCGAAAGCCCCCCGCGGCGACCAAGACAACCAAGGCGAAAGCCGCGGCCAGCAAAGUUGCAUCACCACAACAAAAGACCAAAGAGGCGUCGCCAGCGCCCAAAGCCAAAGCAGAUUCGCCUCAAAUGCCAAAGCCGGUACCAGCCCAAAAAGCCAAAGCGGCGACACCUCAGAAACCCAAACCUGCCGCUCGUGUCGCUGCCCAGCCUGAGCACGUCGAGCCACGCGCCAGUCCCAAGGGCAAGACUCGCGGUGGUAGCAAAGCUGAAGCCAAGCCGCCAGCGGCCGCCGCCGCUUCUCCCAAGAAAGCCGUCCAAAAACCGGCCGCGCCUCGCAGUCCUGAGCGCACUGCCCGCGGCAAAUCGCGAGAAUCCCGCUUUGAGCCGGAGGAUGCCGAGGACGAGGGCGAAGAAGGAGACGAGCAUGCAGUCACCGAGGUGGACGGCUACGCGCCGCAUUUGCUGCAGCAACGCGUGUUCUUUGACCUGCUCAAACUCCGGCCGAACGCGUCUAAAGUUGCCUAUACCAAGGUGGCCGAGCGUGAGCGACCAGAAACGCAGUCGCAAGUUGCCAUCACCGAUCCUACUGGAGGAAUUGCGCAGCGAGCUAUUUGCAAGACGCCUGCGAUGGUGAAGGUGGAUUUGCGAUCGGGCACAAACGUUGAGGGAGAAAACCUGCUGGAAAUGACCCGUUUCGUGUCCAAUCCCGGUUGGGGGGCUGGUACCCUCACUUUGACGCCCCUCGCACUGAAGCAAAAUCAAAACGUUGGCAAAAACACAUUGCUUUUCUUUGUUGUAUUUGGGCAAUUAUCCGUUCAAAUCCACGGCAGCAGCUUUAUUGUGUCAGACGGCUCCUUCUUUUACGUUCCGCCCAACAACCAGUACGAGCUCCGAAAUCUGCUGGAUGGCCAUUGCAAGCUAUUCUUUGUCCAACUAUCUGGUCUACCGGCAACUCACUAAAGCAUGGUUGUUCGAGUGGGUUGCGAGUUUUUGGUUAUGAUUUGCUGUUUGCCGUGGUUCUCUUGUCGAUGCUCAAUGUUGUUUUAGAGUUUGCUGCUUCCAAGAAGUAAGGUUGAAAAAAAA
Capsaspora owczarzaki ATCC 30864 is the source of this 2657-nucleotide messenger RNA. RefSeq lists its product as hypothetical. Bases 36 to 2534 code for a protein of 832 amino acids. The transcript has 10 exons. Lineage: Eukaryota; Filasterea; Ministeriida; Capsasporidae. The record is from RefSeq and is a predicted model, not a curated record.